AUGGCCACUGCGCUAGACUUAGAUCUGUUACAAACGCCGUUUGCACCAAGUCCUGGGGUGACCCAACCCGGAGCUUCUGCUCGCUCUCCAUCACCGACACUACAGGGCUCAGGCAACUAUAAUUACACUCGCGAAAGUGGCACAGAUGGCUCAAACGCAAUGCCAGCGUCCACAGGCUGGUUGGGGUCUGCGGACAUGUAUCAUAAUACCCAAGGUGCAUUGCAGGUGUGCUGGCAGCAGCAGUUUAACCAAGAAUGGGCAUUGCUAUCCUCGCAGGCUCCUGUUCCUUUAGCAGGAAUAUCUACGAACCCGGUAAACGACGUGGUGAGGAGCAAUUCAAAGUCCCCAUGCCUCUUAACUACAAUGCGCCAAUUGUCAGAAUUGAAUGUCGAACUAUUUGCACAUGAAACGACGGUACCCAAGCCCCCGGUGUCCCUAUCCGAACCACUGAGCUGGAAGGACAAGGACUUUGCGAUUGAUCGUACUUUCCAGCUUUCCCAGCGACUCAUUGAAGCCCUCAACAAACAAUAUCCUCGUUAUCUAGAAACGGCUUCGGUGGAUGUGUCAAAGGAUUCAUCAAGUGAUGUCACACAAUCCUCGACGGCCCCAGUUGACCAAGGAUUUUUUCUUCUGAUCCUUUCCUGCUACACACGGCUGAUCGAGAUCUAUGAUCGAAUAUUUGCUAAUAUGCAGGCAUGCUUGGACCGCUCCUCUGUGACUGAUCGAGAAGACUACGUCAACCUCCCAUCUGUGAAGGUUGGAUCCUUCUCAUUGCCAGACUCUUCUGCCACCCAGAUCUUGCUCAUACUCCAGCUAUCGCGUCAUUUGUUGACCCGAAUGAGUGAAGUCAUAGAGGCUAUAGGUGUCGAUAAACCAAACAAUAAGCAGGAUCUCACAGCUUCUGAGUGCGCAACAGGCCCUGGUACACUUCUGGUUAAAAGCGCACUUACUACCGUCAAGCUGCAAGAGGAUGGUCUGAUGAAGAGAAUCACCCAACUACGAAGCACUCUGCUCGAAUUAAAUAUUCUGUGA
Talaromyces atroroseus is the source of this 1032-nucleotide messenger RNA. RefSeq lists its product as hypothetical. Bases 1 to 1032 code for a protein of 343 amino acids. The record is from RefSeq and is a predicted model, not a curated record. The transcript has a single exon. NCBI's taxonomy places the organism in Eukaryota, Fungi, Ascomycota, Eurotiomycetes, Eurotiales, Trichocomaceae.